Messenger RNA from Cyphellophora attinorum, 3198 nucleotides. Its product is annotated as Histone-lysine N-methyltransferase, H3 lysine-4 specific. Gene Ontology annotation, molecular function: protein binding; nucleic acid binding; histone H3K4 methyltransferase activity. Bases 1 to 3198 code for a protein of 1065 amino acids. Lineage: Eukaryota; Fungi; Ascomycota; Eurotiomycetes; Chaetothyriales; Cyphellophoraceae. Gene Ontology annotation, cellular component: Set1C/COMPASS complex. The record is from RefSeq and is a predicted model, not a curated record. The transcript has 3 exons.
AUGACGCCGUCACACACUCCUCCCGUUCAUCGCAAAUCGGCACGCGACGAUGGCCUGUGCGUCAAGGGCACUAAAUGCACAUACGACCCAGAACUUGACAAAAGUCUCAGCAGGAAAGACAAGCGGGACACGAAGGCUUCAUUUGAAGAGUUUGGAACAAAGCCAGAAGACAAUGUCGUCCCAUCAGAUCCGCGUCUCGCGAUCCCGAAUUACCGUAACAGCGUGAUCGGCAAAGCGAAGGCUAAGUACCGUCCAACGUUAUACGGCUUCAAGACAUGGGACAGCGAUGCAGUUACUACUGUCACAGCUGGUCCGCCAGCUGUGAAGAUAGUCGUCACGGGCUUCGAUCCUGCCGCUCCUCUUGCGCAUAUUAGCGCCUUUGGUUCCAACUAUGGUGAAGUCUCAGACGUCGACAACAAGACUGAUCCUAUCACGGGGCGGUUCCUGGGUAUUUGCACCAUCACAUAUCAAGAUUGCGCUUCUUUCCGCGGAAGUGGCCCCAUACAGGCGACUCUCGCCGCAAAGACCGCAGCACUGGACUCGAAACGAGGACCACGAUUAGGGCUGCGUACCGUCAAGAUCGAACUCGAUAGAGACGGGUCGAUCACGCGCACGCAUGUUCAGAAGGCCAUCGCCGCACAAAGAAAAGAGACCGGCAUCAUACACGCGAAACCUCCCGCGCCUCAACCCGCGCCUGCGAGUCCCGUCACUGUUGGACCGCCACCAAGUGCGCCGAGAGGCCCAGCCGCCAGAUCAGCGGCACCUGCGCGCCCUCCGCCGGGAUCAAUCGCCGCAACUUUCAGCGCCGCAGCGCCCAAGCCCGAACGUCCUGCGCGAUCAGAAAGAACAAGUCUUGUUGAGUCCAAUAUCAUCGACUCGCUCAAAAACCAACCAUAUAUUUUCAUCUCCUCUCAGCAUGUACCGGUGCUAAGCACAACGAUACCGCACAUGAAGAAGCGAUUGCGUACACAUGACUGGCGCGAGGUGCGCUGCGAUCACUCUGGCUAUUAUCUCUCUUCGAUCAUUCAAGAGAGGAUGGAGCUGCGACUAGGUGGCAAUCCAGCGCAUGCCGCCACGGCUGAGCCUCCACCGCCUAUGCCAGCGCCAGUGCCGUACAUGACAAAUAGACAGCACUACAAGCAGCGUCGUAUCCAGGAAAUGGACUUGGAAGAAGAGAAGAAGCAGCGUGCGAAGGAUCUGGAUCCUGCAAGAGCCGUACUCCAACUUGUUGUCCAAGAAUUGCGCGACAAGCUGAUUGAGGAUGUGAAGUCAAGAAUAGCAGCAAAGGCUCUUUAUGAGUAUCUGGAGCCUGCCAGGCUCGCAGAGAAGCGCAGGCGCUAUGGCAUUGAUGAUCCUGAAGGCAGUCGCCGUGGCUUACUUAGCCGUGAUGAUGGUUCUUCUACUCCAGACUCACGUUUUGGGACAAGACGACGCGUAGACAUGAAAGCCAUGAACGCCCUGUCGCUACCUCGAAUCGCCAAAAGAGGACGACAAGAUCCUGGAGCGGCAUUUCGAGACGAGCGUCGCAGCCGCAGACCACAGCCCAACGUGCGGUCUUUGUUCCAUCAGCUGUCACAGUUCCAUGACGAAGAAGAGGACUCCGACGAUGAGAGGGCAACGUCAAUCACACGAGAUACGGAGGAACCCGAAAGUCGGCCACCAAGUCGCAUGAGCAUGACCUCGAUCUCAGAUGAUGAUGAUGCGCUGAUUCGUCAAGCUACUAAGCGGCGCAUGCAUGCUAAAGAAUCUUCUGAGGUCAAUGAGUCGGUCAAGCAGGAGACCGAAACCGCAAGGGAAGACAUGGUCAUCUCCAAGCUUGAGCGGAGCAUCUAUGAAAUGUCUCCUUCGUCGCGGAAGCGUAAGCGGUUGAUGCAAGAGCUGCAGGCCCGCAAGCGCCAGAAGGCAGAUGAUGAGCUGUUCGGAAUCGAUAAAGCAGAUCUCGAACGAGAGGACUCGAUCGAUGUCAAGGUUGAUGAGAUAGAGACACCUGUCGAGGCCACCCCAGAAGUUGAAGAGAAGCCAAUCAUCACCAAGCCUAAGCCCAAACCGAAGAAGAAAACCAAGAAACAGAUCCAAGAGGAGCAAGAAGCCGAACGACGUGCUCAAGCGGAGGCUGAAGCAGACCAGAUUGUCGACAAUGUGCUCGAGCUCGCUGAAGAGGAAGAAGCUCUGGCUGAAGAAGCAGAACGCCGUCCAGUUGUCGAAUGGGGCGUCUCCGCUAAUCAGCCUGAACCCACCGUCGAGGAUGACGAGGACAUCAUCAUGGAUCUACGAGGCUGGCAAGCUUCCAUCAUGGAUGACGAAGACUUGCAACUGCUUAACGAAGUCCUGCACUCAAAGACUCCCAAGGCCAUUGGCGACGUCACUGCCUGGGCCUGGCGCCAGGAGCAAAUCCGUAAUCUCAAACCCGGCCAAAUCCCAGGUGCUCUGAGAAAGGAGCCUGCCAUUGAAGGCUACUACGUUUCCAAUCCCACAGGCUCGGCGCGUACCGAGCCUCUCAAGAAGAUCCUUGAGUCUGAGAAGUCGAAAUACUUGCCUCAUCGCAUCAAGGUCCAGAAAGCACGCGAGAAGCGCCAAGCUGAAGCAAAGAAAGAUCCCAGCAGCGUGGUCCCCAAACAGGCAGAACUCCCCAAGACGAGCUCCCGUGGUAAGCGCGCUGACGACCGACGUACAAUCAAAGAUCUCGCCACCCAGCGCGAGCUCCUGGAAACAGUCGGUGGUGACGAUCAAGUCCUCACACGCUUCAACCAGCUCCAGAAACGCAAGAAGCCCGUCAAAUUCGCUCGCUCUGCGAUCCACAAUUGGGGUCUCUACUCACUCGAAUCCAUCACUGCUGGGGAGAUGAUUAUCGAGUACGUCGGCGAGAAGAUCCGGCAGGAAGUUGCCGACCUGCGCGAAAUUAAGUACACCGAGAGUGGCAUCGGGUCCAGCUACCUUUUCCGCAUCGACGAAGGCACGGUCGUGGAUGCGACGAAGAAGGGCGGGAUCGCGCGCUUCAUCAAUCAUAGCUGCGAUCCGAACUGCACGGCCAAGAUCAUUCGGGUUGGGGGGACGAAGCGGAUUGUGAUUUAUGCUUUGCGGGAUAUCGAGAAAGACGAAGAGCUGACGUACGACUACAAAUUCGAGCGCGAGAUUGGCAGUGACGACCGCAUCCCCUGUCUGUGUGGCAGCGCGAACUGCAAGGGCUUCCUCAACUGA